This is a messenger RNA of Hyaloperonospora brassicae, 1878 nucleotides long. NCBI's taxonomy places the organism in Eukaryota, Oomycota, Peronosporomycetes, Peronosporales, Peronosporaceae. The record is from the annotation of a GenBank genome assembly.
AUGGCGGACGGCGACUUAUGGCGCGACCGCAACAAAGUGUUUGUCGCAGGUCUUCCGCCCCACGUCGACGACAAUGCGCUGUACGAGAAGUUCCAACCGUUCGGUGCAAUGCACCAGUCGAAAGUGGUCUCCGACCCCAAAACCGGUCGCUCGAGAGGUUUUGGGUUUGUCACGUUUUGCGACUAUACGAACGCACUGGACGCCGUGGAUCGAGUGAACCAGACAAAGUGGGACAAACGGGUGCUCAAUGUGCGCUUUUUGCAGCCCAAAGGGACGACGAACGGGUUGAGUUUGACCACUGGCCAUCGAGACAACAAAAGAGGUGCACCUGGUGCAGGAACCCGACCUGUGAAAGCCAUUGGACCGCGGCCCGAAGGCUGUACGACCGUUUACGUGGGCAAUUUGGCCUACGGCAUUACUGAAGAAGUCCUACGGAAAGUAUUUGACAAGUGUGGCAGCAUCCGCGCCGUGCGGUUUGCCGAACACAUUCAGACCAAAGAGUUUCGCGGUUUCGGGUACGUGCAAUUCCACGAAGAAGGACCGUGUGAAGCUGCGAUCAAGUUGGACGGGAUGGUGGUCAUGGGCCGCCCCAUGACCAUUGACUACGGGGCUCGAGACGAGGGGUUUGCUCACGCGCGGGAAGAGCUCCAGAAGAAGCUGAAGAAGGGCAUUUGCCAUAAAUUCCAGCAAGGUCAAUGCACGCGUGGCGACGCGUGCAAGUUUGCCCAUGUGAUGCAAGGUCAGGAUGCGGAAGAGCUGGUUCAACCGGCGGAACGACCCGUUGGUGGCAUUGCAACGCCUGGUGCUGCUUUGCUCGGACAAGCGGACACAAGUUCUUGGAUCGCCGGGGGUGAUCAAGAUAGUCCCCAAGUUACGUCGGACGCACCGAUUUGCAUCAAUUUCCGAAAGGGCAAGUGCAAACGCGGUGCAGCUUGCAAGUUCCAGCACUUGCGUGAAGGUGACAGCGCUGAAGCGACUGCAAUGGAAGAGAUUGGAAUGGCGGACGUGCAGACGGAGAGUGAGGUGGUGGAAGAAGUUUUGCACGAACAAGAGACGAUGGCUGAGGACGCAGCACCAGUGUGUCAGAACUACCAGAAAAGCAAGUGCAAGCGUGGAGCAGCAUGUCGCUUUCGCCAUGUGACGGCACCAGCAGGAGGUGAUCAUGAACUCAAGGGGACAAGCUGGAAAGCGCCUGUUCGCGUCGUGCUGCCGGUUGCUGCAGUCGCUGAAGUGGCUGUCUGCAGGAAUUUCCAGUCGGGAAUGUGCUCGCGAGGGGCGUCGUGUCGAUUUGCACACACUGGGUACGUGCCGCAGACAGCUCCGCUGAUUGCAGUCGAAGAAGUCAGCGAGUACCAAAAACGAUUUCAAAGCGUGUGCUACAACUGGCAGCGUAGUGGAUCCUGCGCACGUGGCAAUGAGUGUCCGUUCCAGCACGACCAAGGAGGUAUAGCUACUUCGCAGAGCAAGCCGACUGGAAAAGCAGCGACGCCGCUUGGCAAAAGAGGAGACAAGGAAAAAGAGGGCAAGACAUGCGAAGCAGACGAUGAUGCGGUGACAGAUGGAGAAGAAGUCGAUACAGAGCGUUCCAAAAAGCACAAGAAGAGCAAGAAGGACAAGAAGCGCAAGGCUGAUGAAGUGGAGGAAGCUGAUUCGAAGAAGUCUGUAAAGGAUCGCAAGAAGAGUAAGAAGCGCAAGGUUGAUGAAGGGGAGGAUGCUGAUUUGAAAAAGUCCGUAACGGGUCACAAGAAGAGCAAGAAGGACAGGGCUGAGAAAGAAGACGGUCGUGGUCAUGAUACAAAGGAAAAGCUCAAGAAGGACAAAAAGCACAAAAAGGACAAGAAGGACAAGAGCCACAAGAAGGUUAACGAGCGUGACUGA